Molecule: messenger RNA, 3567 nt
Organism: Oryzias latipes (Japanese medaka)
Lineage: Eukaryota; Metazoa; Chordata; Actinopteri; Beloniformes; Adrianichthyidae
Gene: rnf141
Product: ring finger protein 141
Biological process (GO): protein autoubiquitination
Molecular function (GO): ubiquitin-protein transferase activity
Source: RefSeq, a predicted model, not a curated record
CCCCGAACUAUGACGUCAUGAACAUGCGCCGCGCAGCUGAGUAUCAACAGUAGCAGCAUUUGAAGCUAGCGGAGAGCUUGUUUGAGAAGUUGGAAUAGAAAGGCUUUCGGUUCGUCAAAAGUGGAUGAGGAGCUGGUUUUUGCUGCUUUCUAAGCGCUGCUGCUGCCACCAGGAUGGGCCAGCAGAUCUCAGGUCAGGCGGUGAUGAGCCAUCUGCCUGAGAGGCUGGUGAAACAUGCUGGACUGGUCCGGGACAGUGGCUACGUAACCUACGAGGAGUUUCUGGCCAGAGUGGCUGAGCUUAAUGAAGUAACAGCCAAGCUAGCAGCUGGACAGCAGAAGCACCUGCUGUUUGAAGUGCAGCCAGGAUCUGACGCCUCGGCUCUGUGGAAGGUGGCUGUCAGGAUCGUCUGCACCAAGAUCAACAAGGAUGACGGUGUGGUGGAAGCCUCUCGGAUCAUGAACCUGUACCAGUUCACGCAGCUGUACCGUGACAUCACCAACCAGGCCGCCGAGGUGCUUUCUGCAGAAGGAGCCACAUCAGCCCAGCUGCCCUCCACAGACUCCUGCCAGGCCAGCAUGUGGAUGGGGAGAGUGAAGGAGCUGACAGACCAGGAGGAGUGCUGCAUCUGCAUGGACGGCAAAGCCGACCUCAUCCUGCCCUGCGCACACAGCUUUUGUCAGAAAUGCAUCGACAAAUGGAGUGGGCGGAGCCAAAACUGCCCAAUAUGCCGUCUGCAAGUGACCGCUGCCAACGACUCGUGGGUGAUGUCCGAUUUCCCCACGGAGCAGGACGUGGCCCGAUACAUCCUCAACCUGGCUGACGAGGCAGGUCACCCGCACAGACCUUAAAGCACUCAUCUCUGACGCUCUUAUGGUUCUGAGGGAAAUCUCACAUGCUGAAACGCAGAAAGUCACACUGUCACUGUGAGAACAAGCUCAUCAUGAGAAACAUCACCCGCUCUUCUCACAGGCUCUCACUAACCGCACCCAGAGGUUUAAACUCCCAGAAUGCUUUGUGUAAUCCAAGUACUGUUGAUGCUUUGUUUGCUUUUGGGCGUCUGAGUAAUUUUUUAUCUGUAAAAAUAUACUUUCAUUGAUUCUAAAUAUUUAUAUAUAAGUAUAGAAAUGGAAAUCAUUUAUUUCACAUAAAGACCAAAAUAAUAUUUCCUUUAGUACUGUGAUAUUUUACGGACAAAAAAAAUCCAUGUUUGGAGUUUUGUUUUGUCUUUAGCACUUCAAGGACGUCGUCUUUGUGGGAGUUUUGUUUUGUCUUUAGCACUUCAAGGACGUCGUCUUUGUGGAAAUGCAUGUUGCCUUUCAUGAAUGUGAAGAGGGAAAAGCAGGAGGUCAGUAUUUUGUAUUCAGAGAUUUCUUCACAAUGACUCAUAUUCCAAAAUGUAAUUGUAAAGGUUGACAUUUUGAAAAUAAGCCAAUUAACAUUUAAGUUUAGCCGUUUUAUAAAAAGAGGUGGGAAUGUCCAGCCUUUCCACACACAUACCAGAGACACCCCCCCCCCCCCCCUCCAACACUUUUUGGCUUUUUGUCAAAUCUGAUUGAAAGUUCAGGACUACAUUGAUGCUCUUGCAUUCACUGCAGCGGCUAAACAGCAAAAAGAAAGUCAUCCUGGUUCACAUUUCUGAAGGAUAGCGUAACUUUGGUUCUGUCUCGUAGCAGUUCUGGUCUGUUUUUGCAAUUCUUCUAAAAACGUCGCCCCCGCCACCAUACUCAAAAACGCUGAAAAUUGCACUCAGCUUGUACCUGGUGGAGAUGAAUUUUGGCCACAGUAAAUGACACACAAAAUAAUAAAAUAAAUAAAAGAUGACAUGACAGCGAGAGGAACCAGCAAAACAAUAAAUGGGGCCAAAAUCUGUUAUGGGGCUCAAAAUAAAAUAUUUUAAAAUGGUAAAUAGCGUAUACUUAGAUAGCGCUUUUCUACCUACAAGACACAAAGCGCUUUUACGGUCACAGACGCAUUCACCCAGUCACACACACAUUCACACACUGGUGGCAGCUCCGCUGCUGAACACAGGCGCCUGCCUACAACCAGAGGCAAGGUGGGGUUCAGUGUCUUGCCCAAGGACACAUCGACUCAUGGGCGUGAAGGUGGGAAUCGAACCUGCAUGUCUUAUGAUCAUGGGUCGACCGCCCUACCGCUGCACCACGGCCAAGUAAAGUAGACAAAACAUAUCCAAAGGAAGUUUUAGAAUGAUUGUGGGAUGGCGGAAGGACCUACACCUUGGUGGCAAAGUGUGAAAGUUUUCACAUUGUCCCACCAUGUAGGGUGUAGCAGCCGCUCUGCCAGUGAGGGCAAAUAAAAAGAGUGUAAUGGUGGGGGUGGGGGGCGGCGCUUGUGGCUUUAAUUUAAUCUUAUGAUUCCCAGAAAGCAAACAAGCGUCUUUUCAAAGCAGAACCUCUAAACUGAUGUUCUCAUCCACGGCGCCAUAUUUGUUCCUACUUUCAUCCAGGAUCUAUAGAUAAGCUAUGAACGAGUUUCUUUGCUGAUUAGAAAUAGGAUUAUACUAUAUAACUGCAUUCAUACAUCUGUGGGUUUGAUGACCGGGGUGUUGUAAUGUCAAAAAGCCUGUUUUAUUAUUUGUCGUUGCUGUUUUUAAGUCUCAAUAAUCAAUAUAGUUUGUUCAACUGCUGUAAAAAAAUAACGAUAGUUUGCACUUCUAAAAAUCAUUUUCUAUUGUGCCUCUGUCUACGAUGAGCUAGUUUAUUCCCUCACACAUGUAGAGAAAUAAGGAAGUUAAUUUCAUUGGAUUCACUGAGGAGUUGAUAUAAGUAAUUUGGUUGAAACUUUAUUUUAAUCUUUUGUUUCUGUUUAUCUUUAUAAAUUUCUGGUUUUUGCCGUCAAUUUAUAUUCUAAUUUCUUUCGUGAAAAGAGCUGCAUAUGUAACGAGAUGUAUAGAAAUAUAUUUUAACGUUGAUGUUCUUUUGACAGGAAGCUGUAAUGCAGUAAUAAUAUAUUGAGAGUUUAGAUAACAUAUAUUCUGUCAAAAAAUGGUUUAUUUAUCCCAGCAGAUUAUUUAAAAAGAACCCAAAUGUUUUUCAUUUUUAAUUGAAAGUGCUCGAGUAUUCCAUUGUUUAGUUUGUUUUGAAUGGGGAUUGGGGGUGAGCAGCAUUUCUAAUAGAGAAGUGACUGUGGUUCGGUUUUAGAACUGCACAGUCCGUUUGCAAAGCGUUUAGGGUGAAGCUCAAAGCAGAAACCUUCCCAAGAAUGUGAUCCGACCUUCACCCGCUGAAUGAUAUGCAAUGUGAUGCUGCAGCCUCAAGGUGGCAGCAUAACCAACUGAUUCUUCCUCCAUGGGCUUAGGAUUUACUUUAAUGCUGGAAACGAUAAACUGUAAUGAAUUUGAAGCUUUUCUCAGUUGAAUUUGCUAAAAAGUUCUGUAUUUUUGCACUUUAUAAAUUUUGGGGUCUGAUGAACGGAGAAGUUUACACAACUCUGCUUCCUUUCUUUGCAUUAUUCUAAUUUUUAACGUUUUGGCCUGUUUCUGUGGUGCACCACAUUCAGGCUGUGUGUCAGCAGGAGAUCUUAUGCAAUAAAAUAAAAUAACCUGGG